Molecule: messenger RNA, 8676 nt
Organism: Plasmodium yoelii
Lineage: Eukaryota; Apicomplexa; Aconoidasida; Haemosporida; Plasmodiidae
Product: conserved Plasmodium protein, unknown function
Exons: 1
Coding region: 1-8676 (2891 amino acids)
Source: RefSeq, a predicted model, not a curated record
AUGAAUAAUAAUAUGCAAACAAGCGAUAAAAAUGUUAUGGAAAAUGAUAAAUUAAACUUCGAAAGUGAAGCUAGUAAAUUACUCGAUUUGAAAACCACUGGUAAUUAUGGAGUAUUUGGAUUAGGAAAGGAUACUAACCUUUCUAUUGCCAACACAAAUAUAAGAGAUGGGGAUAUACAAAUGGACAUAGAUUUUAUAGAUAUGGAAAAAGAGUUAGAUUUAUUAAAUGAUGAAAAUUAUAAAAAAAUAUUAGAAGGCAACAAUAACAAUAUAAAUAAUGGUAGUAACAUAAAUGGAACAGCAAUAGAUGUAGGAAAUAGUAGUAUCUCCAAUUUCCCCGGUGAUGAUAAUAUGAUUGAAUCUCUUUGUAUUAAUGAACUUAAAAGUGAAGAAGAUGAUCACCUAUUUAGUGAUCGAAAUUACGCAGACAAAGAUGAAUUAAUUUCUAUGUUAAGAAAAAAACUCAAGUUUAAAACAAAAGAUUAUAAUUUAAUUAUGGAUACAUUGAUAAGAACUAAAGAAGAAUGUAGUAAAAAAACUGAUCAAAUAAAAGAAUUGCAAACAAAUAAUAAUAAAAUUGAAAAGGAAUGUUUUGAAUUAAAAAAAGAAUUAGAAAGAAAAAAUAGUCAAUCAAAUUUAAAUAUUGAAAAUCAUUCUUUUUAUAAAAAGGAAUAUGAUGAAAUAAAAUAUAAACUUGUAAUUUGCGAAGAUAAAUAUAAAGAAGUUUUAAAAAAAAAUGAAUCAUUAAAUAAAGAAAUAACCAACUUAAAAAAUGAAAAAAUAAAAUAUGAAAUUAAUAAAAAAACGGAGAUUGAAAAAUUUAAAUUAGAAGAAGAAAGGUUAAGAGAUGAAAAUGAAAAACUAACAUCUAAAGGAAAUUUGUUAAUAAAUAAAUAUCUCGAAGCUGAAAAAAAAUCGUAUGCUAUAGAACAAAAAUAUAAAGAGGAAAUACAAAAUUUAAAAAAUAUUCUGAAUAAGGAAGAAAUUAAUAAAAAAAAUUCUAUCCAAAAUUUUGCUAAAGUUAAAGAUAUAUUAUCACAAUCUUUGGCAAAAUCAGAGGAAAGUUACAAACAAGUAGUUCAAGCGGAAAAAGAAAGAGAUAAUUUAAAAGUACAAAAUGAGAAUUUGCAAAAUACAAUUAAUGAUUUAAAAGGAAAAAUUGAUAAUUUAAAAAAUUGCAUAAAAAUAUUUGAAAAUAAAUAUAAAGAAAUCAUAAAAAAAAAUAAUAACAUGUUUGCAAUUACACAUGAAUUUAUUAAUCAAAAAAAUUGUAAAAUAAUAAUUUUACGAAAAAAUGCAGAAAUUAAAGAUGUUUUUGAAAAGUAUAAAAUUAAUAAAAAUAUAUUUCAAAGCAUUAAUGAUUUUUCAGCAUUAUAUAUUUAUGAGAUUCUUUUACAAAACUCUUCUAAAAUAGAUGAAACUGAAAUGACUGAAUUUGAAUCAGGUACAUAUGAUAUAAAUGAAAAUGAUGAUAAAUAUAUUAAAAUUAAAAAAAAAAAAUAUAUAACAUUAAAUUAUAUGCUUAAUGAAGCACAAAUUAAAAUAAUUACAUUAACAAAAACAAAAGAACAUUAUGAAAAAUUAUAUUCCAGUGGUAAGAAUAAUUUACAUAAAGAUGAUGAAUCCAUUUAUAAAAAACAUUAUUUAUCUUCUGAUAUGACAAAUUUAUAUAAUGAAAAAGUUCAUUUUGAAAAUAAGUUAGUAGAAAAAAUUGAAUAUAUAAAAAAUUUAGAAAAUAAAUUAAAGGAAAAGGAAAGUUUGAUAGAAAAAUCUGUAGAAACAAACAUGAGAUUACGAUUAGAAAAAGAUACACUUAUUAAGGUGAUAUCUGCUACUCCAGAAUUUAUAUCAACAGUACAUCAAAAUAAUGCAAACUAUUCUAUUCAAGCAUUUGUUGAGCACACAGUUAUAGAAUAUGUACAAAAGUAUGAACGUCAAAAAAGGGGUAAUAAUAAUAAUAAUAUGAUAACAUCAUCAGUAAUUGAUGAUUAUAAUCAACAAACCCCAUCAUGUGUUAGUAAUAAUUCUGGUGGUAUAAAAUUAAGUCACACUGAAGAAUAUAAUCAAAAAAAUUUAAUGUCAAAUUUAGUAAUAAAUAAUAUACAUGAAAGAAAAAUGAAAAAAAAAGAUUUUUCUAAUACAACAUAUAAUGGAAAUGAAGAAGGUCAUACACACAGUAAUGUAGAUAAUACAAAUUAUAGUAAUAAAGAGGAUGGUUCAUUUAUUGAUGAAUAUUAUUAUUCACCUUCUUCAUAUGCAAUAGAACAAAUUAUGGGAAAUUUAGAAAAAGCUAUUGUAGAGAUAGAAAAUACACAAAUAGCAUAUUUUCGAAAUAGUAAUUUACUUACUUAUAUUGAUGAUUAUAUGCUAACUUUGCAAAUAUUUAAUCGGAUAUCUGAUUAUAAUGAUGCAUAUAAAAUUGAAAAUUUGCUUGAAGAUGAAGAAUAUAGUUUUAUUAUAGAUAAAGCAUGUAAAAAUGUUAAUAAUAAUGAUGAUGAUAAUACUUUUCUUGGCUCAUAUCCAAGUGAGGAUAAUAAAAUCGGAAUAAUAAUAACAGAGUUAGAAAAAUGCAAAAAAAAUUAUAGUGAUGAAGAAUUGCUUCAUUUAUUUGAAGAAACCAAAUUGUUAGAAAAAUAUAGAAAAUUUUAUCAUGAUCAUUUUGUAAAUAUUAAUAAUAUAUUUAACAAGUUUAUAUCUUUAAACUUAUUUAAUGUUGAAACAAAACAUAAAAAUGUUUAUGAAAGAUAUUUUAAUUUAUUUAAUUUAAAUUUUAGUAAUGUUGAAAUUUCAUUUGAUUUAUUAUUAAAAAGGUUUUAUAAAAUAUUAAGAUUGUCAAAAACUUAUGAAAAUUUAAUUAUAGAAAGAGACAAAAAAAUACAAGAUAUAAAUAAUGCACAAAUAAAUUUAUAUAAUGAUAAGCAAGGGUUACAAACAAAUGUAGAACUAAUUACAAAAGAAAAGGAAUAUCUCGAAAAAUUGAUUAUAAAAAAAGAAAAUAAUGUAAAAGAAAUUAGUGAAAAAUAUUUCCAAUUAGAAAAGGAAUAUAAUGAAUAUAAAAAUAAUAAUAGUUUAAUUUUAGAACAAUAUGAAAAUAUAAAAAAUCAAAAUUAUAAUUUAGAACAAGAAUUAUCAAAAAAAGAGUUAAAAAAUAAUACCUUAAAUGAAAAAAAUUGUGAAAUCAUAAAUUUAUAUGAAAAAGAAAAAGCAUGUCUACAAACACUUUUACAUGAAUCAAAAGAUGUUAAUAUGUAUUUAAAAGAAAAAAUGGAAACUUUGUUAAAUAAUAAUGAACGUAUGAAAUAUGAUUAUGAUAUUCGAUUAAAUAAUUUAAAUGCUUUAUGGAUGGAAGAAAAAGAAAAUAAUAAAAAAUCAAAUUUUAAUGUAAAUUCUUUAAAAAAAGAAAAUAGCAAUUUAUUAAUCAAAAUUAAUGAAAUGCAAUCAAAAAAUCAAUUACUUAAAGUUGAACUUUCUGAACGUAUUAAACAAAUAAAUAUGUUCAAAACUAGUAUAAAUUCUCAAAAAAAUAAUAAAGAUAUAUCAUCAACAGUUGGAUACACAUUAAAUAGUGGUAUUAAUAAUGGUUCUAUUAGUGAUGAUUUAUCUGGAAAGAUUGAGAAAAAACGUAUAACUCAUGGAGAUUACUUAAUAGAUGUAGAUCAAAAUUGUAAUUAUUUUUUAAAUAUAGAUGUAACUGCAUGCAAAAUAGAAUAUGAAGAAAAGAUAAAAAAACUUGAAGAAAAUAUUACUGAUUUAAACACAGAGAUAUUAAAAUUAAAAGGAGAAAAAGAAAUAUUAUUAAUAGCAAUCGAAACUUGGAGAUCUUUUAGUGUCGAUAGUAAAGACGAAAUUAAACACUUAAAAAAAAUGUGUAAUGAACAAAUAGAAAAACAUAAAGAAUUUAUAUUAAUAAAUAAAACUAAUGAAGAUAAACUAAAAUUUGUAAAAAAUUUAUUAAUGUGUGAAAAAGAUAAAUAUGAAAAAGAUGUAGAUAAUAUAAAAGAAAAAUUAACAAAUAAAUUAGAAACGGUAAGUAAUGAAUUAAAAGAAAAAACUCUUGAGAUUGAAAAAUUAAAAUUAACAAAUGAAAAAUUAUUACUUAAGGCACAAAUUAUUGAUAAUGGUAAAAAUGAUGAAAUGAAUAUGAAAAAAAAAGAAGAAGAAUAUAUAGAAUUGUUAAAAAAAGAAAAAGAAAAUGUUGAAAAAAAAUUUGAAAAUACAUCUGAAAAAUAUAAUGAACAAAUUAAUUUAAAUAAAAAACUUACAGAUGAUAUUAAUUUGCUUAUUUCAACACACAAAGAACAAGUAAAAGUCUUAAAUGAACAAAUUAAUAUUUUAAAAAAAGAUAAUAAAUAUUUAUCAGAAAAUUUAGAAAAAGAAGUUGAAAUUAGUGAUAAUAACUUAAUCAUUAAAAAUAGAUUAGAACAAUUAGUAGAAAUAAAUAAAGAUCUUUAUAAAGAAGUUCAAGAAAAUUAUAAUAAUACUGAAAAAAUGAAAUUCAAAAUAAUCGAAUUAAAAGAAAAUAUAAGAGUACAAAAAGAAACACAUUUACAACAACAAAAAUGUAUUAUUGAACUUCGAACAAAAUUAAUUGAUAAUAAUAUGGCUAGUCAAAAAGAUGAAUAUGUUUCAAAUUUAAAAAUGAAUCUUGAAUCAUCAAGAAUGCAAUUAAAAGAUUUAUGUGAUCAACUUGAAAAGGGAAAUUUAAAUGAAAAAAAAUGUAACAUGAAAAUUCAAAUGUUGGAAACUAAAUUAAUUAAAGAAGAAAAAGAAAGAAAAAGAUAUCAAAUUGAAUUAGCUAAUAAAAAUAGCACCGAUUCAAUUUCUUAUAAUAAAUUAAAAACACAAGUUGAAAUGGUUACAGAAGAAAAUAAAAUAUUAUUAUUGCGAAAAGAAUGUUAUGAAAAAGAAAUAGAACAAUUAAAAAGAGAUUCACAAUUUUUUAAUUCAACUAAAAAUAAUGAUAUAAAUAUUAUUGAAAGGGAUGUGUUGAAAAAACAAGUAGAAGAACAUAUAACAAAAAUAAAUGAAAAGGAUAAACAAAUUGUUAAUCUUAAUUUUGAAAUUAAAAAAUUAUAUAAUCAACUAGAAGAAAUGAAAGAACGUAUGAAUAGAAUAGAAACUACGACACCGAUAUUGGAUGGACCAACCGAUGAAGCAUCUACAUUGAAUAUAGACAAUUCCAAAACAUCACAAAAUAAUCAACUAUCACUUGAAAUAUAUAAAUAUAUUAAUGAAAAUAUUGAUCUAACUGCAGAAUUAGAAAAUAAAAAUGAUGUAAUUGAGCAAAUGAAAGAAGAUAUUAAAAAUAAAAAUAAAGAAAUAGCCAAACUUAAUAAAGAUGUAAUAAAUUUAUCAACAAACUAUGAUAAAUUAAAAGAAUCAAUAUAUAUGAUGGAAAAACAUAAAACAAAUUUAAAUGAAUAUAUAAAACAAAAAGAUGAGAUAAUUAGUUUGUUACAGCAAAAAGGUAACAAUAAUAAUAAUAGUCCGACAAAAUUUUGUAAUUUAGUAGAAAAUAACAAUACAAAUAAAAAUGGGGCUAAUGAAGAUGAUUUUGAUUCUCCAAUUAAAUAUAACAUAAAUUUGAAAAAUAAUAAUUCAAAAGAAAUUGAAGAAAAGAUUAUGGGAAUGGAAGAAAUUAUGAACACAUCAUGUGAAGAAGUAAUAAAUACAUUAAAAAAAAUACCACAAACUAAUGUCGAAAAUGAUGAUAAUAAUAAUUUAAAUUCAUCUAAAAAUCAAGAAUUUUCUGUAAAUUCAGAUCAUAUAACACUAAUAAAAUGUAAUAUUUUGAAAAUGUUUAAACUAGGAUCUUGUUAUUUAUAUAUUAUUAAUAGAAACUUAAAAGAAAUAAAAAUUUUGAAAGAUAAAAUACAUUCUUUUGAGGAAAAUAUUCAAAGUUUAAAUUUAUUUAUAAAUAAUUUAAAAGAUCAACAUAAGAAUAAUGAAAUGAUAAAAAUAAAUAAUGAAGAACAAAUUGUAGAAUUAAAAAAUAAUUUAAAAAAUAAUGAAAAUUGUAUAAAUAAUUUAAAUGAUAAUUUAAAACAAAAAGAUGAAAUGAAUAAUUCAAAUAUUCAAAAUUUAAUUAAAUAUAAAAGUUUUAUUAUUAAUUUAGUAUAUCAAUCAAAUAUAUUUUUUCAUAUUUUUAAAAAUAUAAAUAAACAAAAGGUUAUACAAAAUUCAAUAUUUAAUCAAUUAACACAACUUCGAAAAGAACUAGAUUUUUAUCUCAAUGAUUCUAUAAUGAUUUCAGAAUUAGAGAACAAAGAAAAAUCGAAUUUAAAUAAUUUUGAAAAUAAUUUAUUAAAUAUAGUAUCUACUUUUUCUUGUGAAAAUUAUGAACAUAUUCAAAUAUUUACAAAUAAAUUUAAUUUGAUUAUUGAAAGAGGACAAUUUUCUAUUUUAGCUGAUAGUAAAAUUCAGCCAUCUCAAAAUGAGAAACAAAGUGAAAACCAAAACGAAAAACAAAAUGAAAACCUAAGUGAAAACCUAAGUGAAAACCUAAGUGAAAAACAAAAUGAAAACCUAAGUGAAAAACAAAACGAAAAAAGUAAUAAUUUCUUAUCGAAUAUUAGUUCUUAUUUUCAAAGUUCAAAUAAAUAUAAUAAUGCACCCACUUUUAAAGAAUUAAAUGAAAAUACUACCGAACCUCAAAAAGAUACACAAAUUCAAACGGUUCAAAUAUCUCAAGAAAAACAAAAUGAAGAAGAAAAUACAAAAAAUGAAAACAUAAUAGACACACAAGUAAAUAAUGAAAAUUAUCAAAUUGAUGCGCUUAAAAAUGAAGAAUAUAAUGAUGAUCAAAUGUAUAGUGUUGAAGAUGAUGGGUCAGAAGAAGAGGAAUAUCGGUUCAACGAGGAGCAUGCCGAGGUUGAAAUAGAUGGAAAACAGGCCGAGGUUGAAACAGAUGGAAAACAUGGCGAAGUUGAAAUAGAUGGAGAACAGGCCGAGGUUGAAACAGAUAGAAAACAUGGCGAGGUUGGAGAACAUGACGAGGACAUGUUAAACGAUAGCAAAGAAAAAGAAAGCUCAAAUAUAGAAUCAUAUAAUGAGUAUAACAGCAAUAGAGAAGAAUAUGUAGAUGUGAGUGAUAAUGAUGAAGAAAAAGAGGGAGAUGAAUUUAAUUAUUCGAAUAAAGAAAAAAGUAGUAUAGAUAAUAACUAUGAUGAGAGCAAUUGUGAUAAAAGCAAUUGUGAAGAAAAUGAAACUUUACAAAGAUAUGAAGAGAAUGUGAUAGUAGAAAAUGGAAACAAUUUGGGUGAAAAGGAAUUAUUAACAUCAAAUGUUGAGUCAAAUUUAUUUGAAAAUGAUGACAAUAAUAAUGACGAUAAUAAUGAUGACAAUAACGGCGAUAAUGGAAAUAAUAUAGUGUCAGAAGUUGGCGAAGAAAAUAAACUUUUAGGUGAUAAUUCAGUUAAUCACAUAAAUUAUGAAAAUAUAAAAACAGAUGUAGCUGUAAAUGUAGAUAUAGAUGCAAAUACUUCGAAUCUACAAAAUGAAGAAAAUAUAUCUCCAUCUGCUUUUAGUAAUAAACUCGAAAAUCAGAAUAACACUUUUGUAAAUGAUUCUACUCGCUCAUACUUGUCAGAAUGUGAAUUUAAUUCUUUUGAUAAAAAUGAUAAUCUUAAAAUCAAAGAAUCGAAAAAAAGAAAAUAUCAUUCCGACACAGAAAUAGUUAAACAAAAUAAUAAUAAUAAAGUAGAAUACACAAAAAAAAAAAUGAGAAAAAUGAAUAAUUCGCACAAGUUUACUAGCAGAGGUACAUCAGAUGUGACAGUGGAAAGUCCAACUCCACAAAAAUUAAGUGAAAAAUUAAGUGAAAAAUUAAGUGAAAAAUUAAAUGGAAACAUAAAUGGAAAUAUAAAUGGCGACGAUAAUGAAAACGAGGAUGAUGAGAAUUAUGCAAGUGAAUCUUUUGAUAACUAUUAUGAUGAAAAAAAAAAAUAUGAAAUAUUGGAAAAUAUAAGCAAGCUAAAUCAAGCAUGUAAUAACAACAAUUUAGAUGCAACUAGCGAUGGAAACAAUUAUGCGAAAAAAAACGAACACAACUUUUUGAUGAAAAAUGAUAAAGAAUCUCAAAAUGAAAAUGCAAAAGAAAGUGAUAGUUGUUAUGUCAUAUCAUCUGAUGAUGAUAAUAGACAAAUUCAAGAUUUCGAAGAGGAUGAAGAGGAUGAAGAAGAUGAAGAGGAUGAAGAGGAUGAAGAGGAUGAACAGGAUGAAGCAGAUGAAUAUGAUGAAUAUGAUGAUGUCGAAAAUGAUGACGAAUAUGAUGAAGAAUACGAAGAAGAGGAAGAUGAUGGCGAAAUGGAUGAGGCGGAUGAUGGCGAAAUGGAUGAGGCGGAUGAUGGCGAAAUGAAUGAGGCAGAUGAUGGCGAAAUGGAUGAGGCAGAUUAUGAUCAAUUUGAUUCAAAAGGUGAAUUAAAUAGUAGCAUAGAUGAUGAUAGCAAUUCUGAUGAUGCAGAUAAAGAUAUGAUAGAUUAUGAUGAUAUCGAUAAUAUAAAUGAAAAUCAAAAUGAAGAAGAUAGCGAAGUUGAAAAUGAAGAUGAUAACAAUUUCUUAGAUGAAAAAAAUAAAAAUAAAGAUCCCGUUAUUAGUAUUGCAACAUCAGAUGAUGGGCAAGAUGAUGGACAAAACGAUGGGGGCAAUGAAGAUCAAAAUGAGACAUACAAUGAGUGA